Penicillium alfredii is the source of this 942-nucleotide messenger RNA. Its product is annotated as enoyl-CoA hydratase/isomerase family protein. The record is from RefSeq and is a predicted model, not a curated record. The transcript has 4 exons. The coding region runs from base 1 to 942 and encodes 313 amino acids. Lineage: Eukaryota; Fungi; Ascomycota; Eurotiomycetes; Eurotiales; Aspergillaceae.
AUGAUUUUCGACCCCAGCCCGAUUGAGCUCCCGGCUUCGUACGAGACGGUCCGCACCACGGGCCAUGUCGUCGUCUCGCACUAUCCGCCCGGGGCACCAACAGCGACGCCCGUCGUUGUCGUGACACUGAAUCGGCCUGCGAACCACAAUGCCUUUACCGGACAGAUGGUGCAGGACUUUGAGACGCUCUUCCCUAUGUUCGAUGUCGAUGAGCGAGUCAAGGUGAUUGUUUUGACUGGUGCCGGCAAGACUUUUUGUGCUGGCGCCGAUCUCGAUAUUGGAUUCCGGGGUGGCAAGGAGAGACCGGCUGAUCACCGUGAUGGCGGUGGACGAGUCGCGUUGGCUAUCCAUCGAUGCCGCAAGCCGACUAUUGCGGCCAUGCAGGGGUCGGCCGUUGGAGUCGGCAUGACCAUGACGCUACCGGCGAUCAUUCGGAUCGCGUACGAAAAAGGAAAAUACGGAUUCGUGUUUGCGCGCCGAGGCAUCACAAUGGAAUCCUGCUCAUCCUAUUUCCUGCCCCGGUUGAUCGGGCACUCUAACGCUAGUUACCUGGUCAGCACGGGCGGCGUGUUCCCGCCGACGGCAAAGCAUUUUGGCGAUCUGUUUAAUGAGAUCCAGCCGGACGCAGCGCGGGUGCUGCCGCGGGCCCUCGAGCUGGCCACCGAGAUCGCCGAGAAUGUCAGCCCGACCUCGUCCUAUCUCAACCGCGCGUUGCUGUGGCGGGACUCUGGGUCGGCUGAGACUGCGCACUUGGCGGAGUCCAAUGUCAUCUCGCACAUGUUUGGGGCUGCGGACCAGAAGGAAGGCGUGGCCGCCUUCUUUGAGAAACGCAAGCCGAACUUCCGCGCCAAUCUUGAUGAUAAUCCGCCGCCUAGUUUCCCUUGGUGGAAUGAGGUAGAUACCGGCCGGCAGCCCAGGGCAAACAAUCCGUCGAAGUUGUAA